AGUGAAAAAGAAGAAGAAGAAACAAUUUUUCGGGGUGAAAAAAUCGUCAUUUUUUCCCAUUUUCCCGACAAAUCUGCUGCUGGCAAAAAAGGGAUUUUCCUCCAAAUUGACACGUGGACUAUUAGUGAGUUAUUUGGGGGAGUGCAAAAGUGUGAUUUGCAUGUAAUUCUGCAAUGAUUGGGCGUACGUUUUGGUAGGCUGGGUAGGCCGCAUCCAUCUAGGCCAGUUUUACUUCCUUGUUUUUUUCUUUAGAAAUAAACUUCCUGGAUUUUAUGUGAUUUUUGCACCAAAAAAAUAAUAAAUAAAUCCACGAACAAUGUUUUGGGGUGAUUUGCACAAAGUGGGGAUUGUCGUGCUUAUUUUCCUCUCAGCCCUCACAUCCGGAAUGGGAAUCCUACCGGAAGCUGAGCGCCAGAGGAGAGGUGUCGUGGCAGGACCAAGACGUCUCAUUGACGAGGUUGCCUGCCCGGAAGUUAGUAAAAUGUGCAGCAAUUUACGCUCCGGAACGGAUGAUCUGUACGUGCUGGAGUGUAUUCAGUCAUUUUCACCGGAACAAAUGGAAUCCCUCACGGAUACGUGUAAGCAUACAAUUUGGGAGCAUACAUCGGAUAUAAUGCGAGAUGACAAUGUUCAGCGUCUCAUGGUGAAGACAUGUGGGCAGGAUAUAGUUGAGAAGUUAGACUGCAAGGCAACUGAGGAGAUUGGCCAUUUCCUGGCGUGUGUCCUGGAUCACCGAGAUGAAGUUGUGGGGAGUACGUGUAAAGGUUUCAUUCAGCGCCUCGAAUGGGUGGCUUUUUCGGAUUUUCGCCUCAUUGGGCCCUUUAUGCGUGACUGCCAGAAGGAUAUCAUUCAACUGGGAUGCGGUAGGGUUCAGCUGGAUCGUUCAAAGCUCUCCCAGGGUGAGACACUUGCGUGUCUCCAGUCCCAAGUGGAGAAGCUCAACAACAAAUGCCGCAAAGGCGUUCUCCAUCUCUCAGAGAUGCAAUCGGACAAUGUUAAAUUCGAUCGGCAGCUCUUCCUUGCUUGCGUCACCGACUCUGAGCGUUUCUGCCCACAGGCACGUCCUGGAUCCGGAGCGGUGUACAAAUGCCUCAUACGCAACAUAAAUGAUGCGAGUAUGUCACAACGAUGCCAGGAACAGCUGACACGGCGUGAUAAGCUCAUUGCACACGACUACAAGGUCAGCCGUGGACUUGCGAGGGCGUGUCGGGAUGAUAUUCGCGUCUAUCACUGCCGUAGAGGCGUGAGUGAUGAUAAGGAGGUACGUCUCGCGCAGAUUCUCCUCUGUCUGGAAGCAGCACAGAAGAACAGCUCAAAAAUAACCCCUGAAUGCUUGGCCGAAAUGGUUGAUCAUCGUAAACUUCUCAUGGAGGACUACAAACUCUCCCCGGAGAUUCUCACAGGAUGCCAGGAUGACAUAACAAAAUUCUGCGGGAAUAUUGAUUCGGGCAGUAAGACCAUUCACUGCCUCAUGGAUCAUGCCAGGCCCAAGCGGAAGAAGGAGAAACGCGUCUCACAAACUUGUGAACGUGCCAUUGAACAGCUGGUGAAGGUGGCAGAUGUCGGGGAAGAUUGGCGUGUUGAUCCCGUUCUCAGGAAUGCCUGCAAACCCGUUGUCGAUGUAGCGUGUCGUGACACAGAAGGCGGAGACGCGAGAGUCAUGUCCUGCCUCAUGGAGAAACUCUCCACGAACUUCAUGACAAAAGAUUGUGAAUCAGCCCUUCUGCAGAUUCAAUACUUUGUCUCCAGAGACUUCAAACUCGAUCCCCAGCUGUAUCGGCACUGCAAGGAGGAUGCCGUGAAGUUGUGCCAUGCAAAGAAGGCAUGGGCUGAUGUUGCAACGGAUCAAAUGGAUCCCGAAAGGGGUCCAAUGAUCCUUCCCUGCCUCCAUCGGUAUGCCUACCAUGCAAAACCCGAUAUGCACCUCAGUCCUGAGUGCUUCCACGAAGUCAAAAGGGUCAUGCGACAGCGAGCUAUCAGUGUGGAUCUCAUUCCGGAGGUGGAGGAUGAAUGUAUUGACGAUCUGGCUAAUUUUUGCCAUGACAAAACCGGAAGAGGUGAAGAGAUGCAAUGCCUGCAGGAUCACAUGGACAAAGUGCAACAAAAAUGUCUGCAGGCUGUGAUAAAUUUUACAGAGGAGGAAGCAGCGCACGUGGAAUUAAAUCCAGUCAUUAUGAUUGCAUGCCGAAGUGCCAUGGAGAGGCAUUGUGAUGCAAUCCUCAAGAGUGGCACGGAUGAGGGGGAGAUGAUGGAGUGCCUCAUUUCGCACAAAAAUGAUCCAGACAUGCGGGAGGAUGUGAAAUGCCGUGCCGCCGUUGAGCACUUCCAGAUAAUCUCACUGAAGAACUACCAUUUUACGUAUAAAUUCAAAGAAGCCUGCAAAGCAUACGUGACACGUUUUUGCCCGCUCAGCAAUACAAAAUAUGAGGUUGUUGCGUGUCUCAGUGAAAGGAUGCGAAAUGACACCAUCAAGGGGCAGAGGCAUUCAAUCCCAAAGGAAUGCCGGCAACAGGUGCGCAAUCAACUGUAUCAGCAACGUGAGAAUAUUGACUACGAUCCACGCCUCAAGAGUGUCUGUCGCGAGGAGAUUGAGCAUCUUUGCUAUGAAAUUCCCAAUACGGGUGGUCAGGUGAAUACAGGCCGAAAUAUUCUGGAGUGUUUGCAGAGGAAAGCCGAGCACCUGAGUCCACCGUGUAGGCAUGCCCUUUUUAGUGUUCGACGCUCUGAACUGAUGGAUAGUGCCACGGAUUACACAUUAAUAAAUACAUGCCGGGAAAUGUUGCAUCAAUACUGUCCGCGUGUUGAUCAAUCCAGUGCCCUGCAGUGCCUCAAAGUACACCGUGAGGAGGCACUCUUUGACCCCAAAUGCCAUCAUGUUGUUGUAAAUCGCAUGAUUGAGCAGAAUCUCGACUAUCGCUUCAAUCCGCAACUCCAGGAGGCGUGUCGUAUGAAUAUUGCCGGCUACUGUACGGACAUUGUGGCAGCUGCAAAGCAAGAUGAGGAAUUAAAUGGGAAGGUGGUGAAUUGUCUAAAGCAGAAAUUCCGCGAGGGAAAACUCACCACGGAGUGUAGGAAUCAAAUGACGCAAGUUCUGCGUGAACAGGCACUCAAUUACAAACUCAAUCCAUUGCUGCAGAAUUUGUGCCAAAAAGAAAUUGAGGUACUUUGUCGUCCAACGGAUGACAUUGAGGAUCACGGCGAGGUGGAGGAUUGCCUCAAGAAGGCCUUCCUCAAUCAGCAAAUAAUCCGGAAGGAAUGCAAAAUUGAAGUGGCAACACUCAUUCAAGAAGCCAAGGCGGACAUUCACGUUGACCCUUUGCUUCAGCAAGCCUGCACAGCUGAUCUUCUACGGUAUUGCUCCACCGUUCCCAGUGGAGAUGGAAGACAAUUGCGAUGUCUUCAGACAAUUCUAGCCGAUAAAGCGGAAGCUCUCGAGGAGAAUUGCAAAGAGAAACUCCUUCAGAGGAUAGAUAUGUUCAAGAAUGCCGCCCCACUUGUUGCAGCUCCGGAAAAUUUAUCAGACCUAUACACGCAGGUAUCAUCGUCACCUGCUAAGAAAUUCUUCUUCAUUGCUUUCCUCACCUUUGUUGGAUUUAUCUUUAUCUUUGGUCUCUUCUGUGGGCGUGCAACGAGACGAACGAUUGCCAUGAAGAAUAAGUGAAAUGCCACGACGUUAAUAAAUCCGCGGGAACGUGUUUUUUUGUGAUUAAUUUUUUCCUUCAUUCGGAGGAUUGAUAUUUUAUAUGACAAAAAUCCUCUUGAAAGAACCCUUAAGAGAAAAAAACUUUUACGUGGAAAAUUCGUGGGUGGGAAAAGCUCAGUGAAAUAUUUUUCGUAAAAUAAAUAAUCAUUCGAUUUUAUACAAACUUUUAGUGCCAUGAUGGAAAUGGAAGAAACAAUUUAUUAUUUUCUUUUGGGGCAGCUUCCUCGGGGAAUAAAACAAAGGAUCUCUCUUGAAGUUUCUUGAAAAGACACAAUAAAAUCAUUUUUUAAUGACAAAAAAAAA
Lutzomyia longipalpis is the source of this 4006-nucleotide messenger RNA. RefSeq names its product Golgi apparatus protein 1 (gene Glg1). The transcript is spliced from 5 exons. Gene Ontology annotation, cellular component: Golgi membrane. Gene Ontology annotation, molecular function: fibroblast growth factor binding. Bases 317 to 3661 code for a protein of 1114 amino acids. The record is from RefSeq and is a predicted model, not a curated record. NCBI's taxonomy places the organism in Eukaryota, Metazoa, Arthropoda, Insecta, Diptera, Psychodidae.